AUGUCUGCGAACGAUUACUACGGAGGUGGCGGCAGCGGCCACGGGCACAACCAGGGUCACGGCCAACAUGGUUACAACCAGGGCGGAGGCUACGCACCUCAGCAGCCCAGUUAUGCACAGGGCCAACAGCAGCACGGUGGCUAUCCCCCUCAGUCGCAUUCCCCGUACCAGCAGGGAGGCGGCUACAACGCCCCUCCACAGCACGGAUACGGCGGACCCCAGCAGCCAACAUACGCUCAGGGCGGCUCGCAACAUCAGCAGAGCUACGGCCACGACAACCGAGGCAGCUCUCCCUACCCUCCCCAGCAGCAGUACAACCAGCCCGGUCAUGCGCCUCCCCACGGCGGACAGCCUCAGUACGGUGGCCAACCUCAGUACGGCGGCCAGCCUCAAUACGGUGCGCCCGGUGGUCCCGGCGGCCCGGGUCAGGAUGAGCGCGGUCUCGGUGCGACAUUAGUCGGUGGCGGCGCUGCCGGAUGGGCGGCACACAAGGCCGGUGGCGGUCUCCUCGGCACACUCGGCGGUGCGAUUGCAGGAGCAGUUGGCGCGAACAUGUUGGAGAACAAGUUUGAAAAGAAGCACAAGAAGGAUAAGAAGCACAAGAAGGACAAGCACCGCAAGCGCAGCGGAAGCAGCAGCUCGAGCUCAAGCAGCGACUAA
This is a messenger RNA of Colletotrichum spaethianum, 660 nucleotides long. RefSeq lists its product as uncharacterized. The transcript is spliced from 3 exons. NCBI's taxonomy places the organism in Eukaryota, Fungi, Ascomycota, Sordariomycetes, Glomerellales, Glomerellaceae. The record is from RefSeq and is a predicted model, not a curated record. Bases 1 to 660 code for a protein of 219 amino acids.